AUGGGCUCUAAUGAUGAGGACUGCAAUCAACAGGGCUCCGCAACCUGUCCAAGCCACUCUGACGCCUGCGCUUUGGUCCGAGGACAAGGAAGUGAGUUACACAGACCUGACAGGCUGUUCUGUCUGGACCCCCAGGCCAGGGGCUUCCCAUGGGACAUGAAAAUAUCUAAUAAGAGAUAAACAGAGACUUCAGACAAGGGCCUUAAUUAGGUUCAUCAUAGAUAACAGAGAGACUUACGAUCAGACAAGGGCCUUAAUUAGGUUAAUCAUAGAUAACAGAGAGACUUAUGAUCAGAAAAGGGUCUUAAUUAGGUUAAUCAUAGAUAACAGAGAGACUUACAAUCAGACAAGGGUCUUAAUUAGUUUAAUCAUCUGUAUGUUCCUGCUGUCGUUGCACAAUUUCAGUAACUUCCCCAAAAUUCCUAAACUGUGUUAAAUGUUGAUAAUAAAACAUUAUAAAGCUCAUAACAAGAACUUACAAUACAUUAAAUCAUCUCCCUUUCCCUCUCUCCCCCGUUCCCUCUCUCCCCUUGUUCCCUCUCUCCUCAUUCUCUCCCUCUCUCCUCCCUCUCCCUCCCUCUCUCCUCCCUCUCCCUCUCUCCCAAACUCCAUCGACACUUUCCGUCUCUCUCUCUCUCUCUCUCUCUCUCUCUCUCUCUCUCUCUCUCUCUCUCUCUCUCUCUCUCGCUCUCUCGCUCUCUCUCUCUCUCUCUCUCUUUUUUUCUCUCACGCUCUCUCAGGCGGAGUGAUGAAGUCCUGCUCCUACAAGUCUUUCUGUAGCCAGGCCAACAGUCAGGGUUACAGGUCGCCAGGGGUCAGAGUUCACUGCUGUUUCUUUAACGACUGCAACGUGACAGCAAACGCAUCCAAACUGGGAGGAAGUCUCAGCUACCUGCUACUCCUCCUGCCCCUGCUCCUCCACUGGAUCUCAAUCUAA
Molecule: messenger RNA, 937 nt
Organism: Coregonus sp. 'balchen'
Lineage: Eukaryota; Metazoa; Chordata; Actinopteri; Salmoniformes; Salmonidae
Source: the annotation of a GenBank genome assembly